GCUCAAGCACCUCAACCAGUUCAGUCAUCCAUUCUGUCUUCUCUGCAGAUACUGAGAGCCAAGAUGAGUAGCAAGGUUCUUCUGAUCAGUGGUGUCCUGGUGGGGCUCCUUUCUCUGAGCUCAUGCAGGAGCCUGGGAGAGUUGUCUGAACAGAAGACCUACUCUUCUACUACUCAGUAUGGUGGCUCCCCAACUCCAUCAUAUGGAUCAGAUGGUGGUUACAAACCAACACCAACCCCAACACCAGCUUACGGCUCUACACCAACACCAUCUUAUGGCACUACACCAACACCAUCUUACGGCACUACACCAACACCAUCUUACGGCACGACACCAAGCACCCCCAGCACACCUGAUGUCCCUGAAGUUCCGACAAAGCAUGAUUUCUGUGGAUCCUGCGAUUACUGGAAGAACCAUCCAGAUGUUAUCAUCUCAGCUAUUGGGUCCCUUGGCGACAUUGGCAAGACACUCGGUACUGCUUGCAGUUUGAUCACUGGCAAGAAGCUAGAAAAUCUUCAUGAUGCACUUUCAAACACUGGAACUGAUGGUACUGGUGCUCUGCUCCGCGAGGGAGCAGCUGCAUACCUCAACUCCAUUGUGAACAAGAAAUUCCCUUUUACCACCCAACAGGUUAAGGAUUGCAUCGUCGUGGCCAUGACCUCUGAUGGCGCUGCUUCUUCCCAGGCUGAGAUCUUCAAGAAGGCAAAUGAUUAUCACUACUAGUUCAAGAGGUGUUUCCUGGCUAAAUUAUUUGCUCCUAUGUGUUUCUUCAUUGAUGUAAUCUUGCUGUUUGAUAAAUCCAUUGUAUUCUUUUGGUUUGCAAUGUAAUACCACCAUCUAAGAUAUUUGAUUUUUAUAAAUCCAUCACAGAUGGCACUGCAA
Molecule: messenger RNA, 882 nt
Organism: Oryza sativa Japonica Group (Japanese rice)
Lineage: Eukaryota; Viridiplantae; Streptophyta; Magnoliopsida; Poales; Poaceae
Product: protodermal factor 1
Source: RefSeq, a predicted model, not a curated record